AUGGCGGUCGCCGAGUCGGAGAGGGUCCAGGAAGCCCAGAAGCUCGCAAAGACGGAUCCAGCGCGAGCUGAGGCCGCCUUCAAGGAAAUCACAUCCAAGCCUCCCAGGGCCGGCUCUGACUCCGCUACGCGCGAGUAUGAGACUGCCCUGGUGAGCCUGGGAGAGCUCUACCGGGAUGCAAACAAGACGCAGCAGCUUGUCAGCUUAGUAAAGGAUAGCAGAGAUGUCUUUUCGUCAUUUGCAAAGGCCAAGUCGGCUAAGCUGGUCCGCCAGCUCCUCGACCUCUUCCGAGACAUCCCUAACAGCACCGACAUCGAAAUCUCCGUGACAAAGGAUUGUAUAGAAUGGGCCACAGCCGAGCGCCGCGCUUUCCAGCGUCAGGACCUCGAGGUCCGCCUCGUCACCCUCUACAUGACCAAGCUGGCCUACUACGACUCCCUGACCCUCAUCAACGGUCUCCUACGUGAGCUCAAGCGUCUCGACGACAAGCUCCGCCUCGUCGAGGUUCAGCUUCUCGAGUCGCGUGUCUACCACGCCCUCGGGAACAUCCCCAAGGCCCGCGCCGCCCUGACGAGUGCCCGCACCAGUGCUGCCAGCGUCUACACGCCACCCUUGCUCCAGGCCAAUCUAGACAUGCAGAGCGGCAUGCUCCACGCCGAGGACAAGGACUUCAACACGGCCUUCUCCUACUUCAUCGAAGCCCUGGACGGCUACCACAGCCUCGACGAGAGCAACAAGGCCCAGGCCGCCCUGCAAUACAUGCUUCUUAGCAAGAUCAUGCUCAACCUAGCCGAGGACGUCAACCAGCUCAUGACGUCCAAGCAGGCCCUCAAGUACGCCGGCAAGAACCUCGAGGCCAUGAAGGCGAUUGCCCGCGCUCACUCGAACCGCUCGCUCGAGGAGUACGAGCGCGCCCUGGCGGCCUACCGUUACGAACUCGGCAGCGAUGCCUUCAUCCGCAACCACCUCCGCCGCCUCUACGAUGCCAUGCUCGAGCAGAACCUGAUCAAGGUCAUCGAGCCCUUCUCCCGUGUCGAGAUCGAUCACAUUGCCAAGAUGGUUGGCCUGGACAAUCAGCAGGUCGAGCGCAAGCUGUCCCAGAUGAUUCUCGACAAGGUCAUUAUUGGUGUCCUGGAUCAGGGAGCCGGCUGUCUCAUCAUCUUUGACGAGACCCAGCGUGACGAGUCGUACGACGCCGCCCUCAGUACUAUUGAAAAGCUGAGCAGCGUCGUCGACGCCCUAUACAUAAACCAGGCAUCACAGCUGGAGUAA
Molecule: messenger RNA, 1272 nt
Organism: Geosmithia morbida
Lineage: Eukaryota; Fungi; Ascomycota; Sordariomycetes; Hypocreales; Bionectriaceae
Product: 26S proteasome regulatory subunit N6
Exons: 3
Coding region: 1-1272 (423 amino acids)
Biological process (GO): ubiquitin-dependent protein catabolic process
Cellular component (GO): proteasome regulatory particle, lid subcomplex
Molecular function (GO): structural molecule activity
Source: RefSeq, a predicted model, not a curated record